This is a messenger RNA of Cyclopterus lumpus (lumpfish), 808 nucleotides long. RefSeq names its product small nuclear ribonucleoprotein polypeptide B2 (gene snrpb2). Gene Ontology annotation, biological process: mRNA splicing, via spliceosome. Gene Ontology annotation, molecular function: U1 snRNA binding. Gene Ontology annotation, cellular component: U1 snRNP. The record is from RefSeq and is a predicted model, not a curated record. Lineage: Eukaryota; Metazoa; Chordata; Actinopteri; Perciformes; Cyclopteridae.
AACAUGGACAUCCGACCAAACCACACCAUUUACAUCAACAAUGUAAACGAUAAGUCAAAAAGAAGGUACAUGAAGCGCUCGCUCUACGCGCUCUUCUCGCAGUUCGGCCAGGUCGUCGACAUCGUGGCCCUGAAGACCAUGAAGAUGAGGGGUCAGGCCUUCGUCGUCUUCAAAGAGCUCGCCGCGUCCACCAACGCACUGAGGCAACUUCAGGGCUUCCCCUUCUACAACAAGCCCAUGAGGAUACAGUACGCGAAGACGGACUCCGAGGUCAUCGCCAAGGUGAAAGGCACGUACGGCGACAAGGACAAGAAGAAGGACAAGAAGAAGAAGGCUCUGGAGCCGGCAACCAGCCUCCUGAAGAAACCAGCAGUGGGAUCAGCAGCAGCACCUGUGCACUCCAACGCAGUACAGGUGCCGGACAAUCCACCAAACUACAUCCUGUUCCUCAACAACCUGCCUGAAGAGACCAAUGAGAUGAUGCUCUCCAUGCUGUUCAACCAGUUUCCUGGUUUCAAAGAGGUGCGUCUCGUCCCGGGGAAACACGACAUCUCCUUCGUGGAGUUUGAGAGCGACACGCAGGCGGGCGUGGCUAAGGACGCGCUGCAGGGCUUCAGGAUCACGGCGACCUGCGCCAUGAAGAUCACGUACGCCAAGAAGUAGUUCCCACCGCCAGAGGGAGGAUUUCCGUUGUGUCGUCAGAUGCUUUUUUGAUUUUUGUAAAUGCGUUUUUUUUUUUUUCAUGGAGCUCAAGGCGAAUAAUCGCCAGCCUGCAUCUUGUUUUGUAAAAUAAAAGUCUUUUACAUUA